Molecule: messenger RNA, 2698 nt
Organism: Chironomus riparius
Lineage: Eukaryota; Metazoa; Arthropoda; Insecta; Diptera; Chironomidae
Source: the annotation of a GenBank genome assembly
CUACAAUUGUAAGUUCUCUCAGUCAAAAUCACAAAAUAGUUAAUUAAAAUGAAGUCAAACAAAUAUAAUGACACAAUUGUUGAUACAUCGACAUUAACGCAAGAUGAUCUGCAGGAUGCAUACGAGAAAUUAGCAAAGAAAUAUUCCGAAUUUAAGAAAAUUAAUGAUGACUUUAAUCAAAAAUUACAUCAAGAAAUUUCUCACAAAAAAUCACUGGAAAAUACAUUAAAUGAUGUUCAGAAUGAGCUGGAUUCAAUAAAUGAAGUCAAUUCUAAGGCAAUCAGUCAAAUAGAAAAGAAGAAUGAAGAAUUAAGGAACAAGAAUCAAAAUUUAAUUAUGGAAAAAAUUGUAUUGGAAAAUAAAGUUGAUGAUCUUGCAGCUAAAAUUCAACAAUUAAACGAAGAAGUGAAGGAAGUAAGAGGCUUGCUAGCCGUUAAAGCUAUUAAGCCGCGUGUAUCGGACACUUAUGCAAAAAGUAUAGAACUUGAAAAUGAAAAUUUGCGAACAACGAUAAAUGAGAUGAAGGAAAAGGCAGAGGAAGUGACUAUAAAGUAUUCUGAAAGUGUCAGUAAGGUAGAAGAGCUUACCGAGCGACUAGCAUGUGUUCAGGACAAUUUAGAGUCGAAAAAAGUUGAGCUGGAAGAAAAAACUGAAUCCCUGGAACAUUUACAAGAAAAAAUGCAUGAGAUGUCAUCGGAACUGACAUUAUUAAAGAAUUCAGCUGGACCUGAUGACAACAAUCGUAAAGGAAACUCCCUAUUCGCUGAAGUUGAUGACCAACGACAGAAGAUGAAGAAAAUCCUUCAAGGCGAACGUAGUCAUUACCUGGAAAUGAAGAAAGCCUUCAACUCAAAAGAAAUGGAAAUUCGUCGAUUAAAACGAGAAAAUUUAAAUAUUAAAGCAGAGAUUCAAGCAUGCAGCAAUCAACUGAAACGUGGUGAACAUUUAUCAACAAGUCAUUUAAAAAUUUAUGUCUCUAGUCUUGAAUGUGACAAGAAGUACCUCGAGAAUCAACUUAAAAUUAUGGAAGAACGUUUGAUUGAUCUUGCGAAGGAUCAAAAAAUGCACUGGGUUGAGACAGUUCUCACAUCAUCAAGUCGUGAAGCUCGUGACAUGAAAGAUAAAUAUUAUGUUUUGUUGCGUGAGAAAACAGCAUUAGCCGACAGUCACAGUAAGACAUUAAAGGAAAUCGCUAAAGUUCGUCUCGAUUGUAUCAAAUUGAAAUGCUUGUUGGGACGUGUUGUUGAUGAAUUUCAAAUUAGGAUUGAUGAGACACAAUACGAUGAUUUAGAGAUUGAUGAAGCUAUUUUUGAGAAUCUUAAGCUUGAGAAUUUACAGGCAUUACGUUCAGACGAUCAAACUCAGCAAAAUGAAGACUCAAAUGAAAUGUUGAAUGAAAGUACAAUAAUUCUACUCGGUGGACGUGAUAAAUUGGGCAAUGCAAUUCCACGGAUUAAGGAAAGUGAUUUGAUAAAGAAAGAGACAGGAAGUAAGAAUGUUUUUGGUCCUAGUAAUCCUAAUGAAGUCAAUUAUGGAUCUGGAAGAGCUUAUGCAUUUACUAGAGAAUUUUAUAAGCCACUUGAGGAUAAUGUCGACAUUUAUACUAAAGAUCCAGAGCCGAUUAAGUUCAGCUGUCGACCCACAUUUGGUUUGGGUGACGUUAAAGCUGAAAAAUUAAAAUCUGGUGACAAUAAGGCUAAAUUAUGCUUCCAAAAACCGAAGUCUGAAGGAAGUUCGUGCAAUUUGAGGUCAAUAAAGGUAGAAGAAGUAGACAGCAAGGACAAGGAAAACGCAACAUCCAGCAAUCAUCUCAAAAUGAAUCCAAAGUUAGAGAUCCAAUCACCUUUGAAGACUAAAUCGAUUCAAUUUUCGACAACAGUUGAAACACGUGUCAUUGACAGCACUAAAGAGGGAUAUGAGCAGUCAAAGGAGGCCAGGAAAAAGCCAGCAUACACUAUACAAAGAAUCAUCAUUCCAUCAAGAGUUCCAAAACAAUCGUAAUUCAUUUGUUUCAAAAAAUUUAUUUUCGUCUAAUUUUCUACAAUUUUUUGCGAUUUUUUUCACUUUUUAUAUUAAAUAAUUUAUAGGUUCUUACUUCCUUCAAUUUAUUUAAGGUAAACGUGUGUGUGUUUAAUUUUCUUUCUCACUUAAUCUUAGGUUUUCUUUUCUUUCUGAGGCUCUUAAAAAAAGUCGGUUCCUUGAGCCUCUGAAGAAUAAUAUGCAAUUUUUGUUUUACUUUUUAUGCUUCCCCAAAAAUCGUAUGACAAAAAAAAUAAUAAGGAAAAAUUAAUUAUAUUACUGUUUAUUAUUUUAAUUGAAAUUAUAUUAUAUUUAUAGACUCCCGCCCGAAUAAUUAAAAAAAUUAAUUUAAACAUUUUUUUUUCGCCUAAUUGCUUGAAUUUCAUUUUUUUUAAAUUAUGUACAAAGUUAAUAAUUUAUUUACUAGAUUGGUUUUAUACAAUAUGUUUUCUCGUUCCAUCGUUUAGUAUCCAGUUUUGUUUAUUUGGUACCAAGGAAAAAGCUAUAGUCAUUAAAAAUGUGAUAAAUUGUCCUAUAAACAACACUUUUUAAUGGUCAAAUCGUUAAUAAUAUAAAUUUCAUCUUUUUCACGAUCGAUAACUAUUAUGAUCGAUUUUUAUUUAUUUUAGUUUUGUUGUACUCGAAAUUGAGUCAAUGUCCCAACUUUUACACUCGUUUU